AUCCCUUUCUGUUAUUUUUUCUCUUUCCUCUUUUAUAAAUUCUUUUUUACCCCCCCUCUCUCUCUCUUAUUCUUUAUUAAUUCAAUAUGGAGGUUGCCUUGUUGCAAGCAAAGAAAUCUUGCCCUUUUAUUCAUGUUGCUUCUGCUUCUUCUCUCCGCAGACUUACCUCUGGCCCUAAUAUCAAUCCUUUGAUCACCAAGGCCAAGCAAUGCCCUGUCAUGAGUCAAGCCAUCUCCUCCCGUUCAAUUUCUACUUCUCGUGCUGUUUCCCAAGCCCCUUCUAAACCUGCCAAGGCUGCUACAAUUACUGGCAGUCACACCCGGGGCCCCAUCGAUCCCACUGCUGUUGUUUCUCAUCAAACCAAGAAGCAUUUUGACUAUGAAAGCUUCUAUCAAGAGGAAUUGGAGAAAAAGCAUAAGGAUAAGAGUUACCGUUACUUCAACAACAUCAACCGUUUAGCUCAAAAAUUCCCCCGUGCUCACACUGCUCGUGUAACGGACGAAGUGACCGUCUGGUGUGCUAACGAUUACUUGGGCAUGGGAAGAAGUCCUGUCUUGACUGAUACCAUGAAACGUACUUUGGAUCGUUACGGUGCUGGUGCUGGUGGUACUCGUAACAUUGCAGGAAAUGCUGAUCUUCAUUUACGUCUUGAGUCUGAAUUAGCUGACCUUCAUCAUGCAGAAGGUGCUCUCGUGUUCUCUUCUUGUUAUGUUGCUAAUGAUGCCACUCUCUCCACCUUGGCUUCUAAGCUACCUGGUUGUGUCAUUUUCUCUGAUGCUUUAAACCAUGCUUCCAUGAUUCAAGGUAUGCGUCACUCUGGUGCACCGAAAAAGAUUUUCCGCCACAAUGAUAUGGACCAUUUGGAGCAACUCUUGCAGUCUGUAGACCCCAGUGUUCCAAAGAUCAUUGCCUUUGAAUCUGUUUACUCUAUGUGUGGCAGUAUUGGUCCUAUUCACAAAGUAGUUGAAUUGGCCAAGAAGUACGGUGCCAUUACUUUUUUGGAUGAAGUCCAUGCUGUUGGCAUGUACGGUAGCCGUGGUGCUGGUGUGGCUGAACACUUGGAUUUCGAAUUGAACGCUGCUAACCCUACCCGUGGCAACGGUAGUAUCAUGGAUGAAAUUGAUAUCUACACUGGUACUUUGGGUAAGGCUUAUGGUGUUGUUGGUGGUUACAUUGCUGGUUCUGCUUCCUUUGUGGACAUGAUUCGUUCUUAUGCUCCUGGCUUUAUUUUCACCACUUCCUUGCCUCCUGCUGUUGUUUCUGGUGCCUUGGCUUCUGUUCAAUACUUGAAAGAAUCUAACGCUGAGCGUCAUCUUCAACAACUCAACACCCGUACUGUCAAGUCUCGUUUGGGUGAAUCUGGUAUCCCUGUGAUCCCUAAUCCCUCUCAUAUUGUUCCUGUUCUUGUGGGUGAUGCUGCUGCUGCCAAGUUGGCAUCUGAUGAAUUGUUGUCUGAACACAAUAUUUAUGUUCAAAGCAUUAAUUAUCCUACUGUUCCCGUUGGUGAAGAACGUUUGAGAAUUGCUCCUUGUCCUGGUCACUCACCUGAAAUGAUCGACCAUCUUGUUGACUCUUUGGAAACUAUCUGGUCUCGCUAUGGAUUUAAGCGCGUUCAAGAUUGGGCUGCUGAAGGUGGUUGUGCCAGCGUUGGUGUUCCCAAUGCCGUUGAACCUACUCCUAUUUGGACCGAUAAGCAACUCGGUCUUGACAAGAUUGACGAAGAACAAGUUGUCAGCAACACUGUUAACUAAGAUUGAUAAUAAAGUCUUAUUACACACAUAUACUUUAUUCCAGGUUUACAUGUCUUUUGAGUUACGUGUGUCAUAAUAUACACGCCAUUUCAGGAAAUAGAUUGUACAAUCAAUGUGAAACAAACGAAUGGGAAGAAAUUUAAAGUUCAAGUGCAUAUGAUUAUCUCAUGCAACAAAAAUGGAUUGUACUUUGUUCUAUUGAGGU
Gilbertella persicaria is the source of this 1956-nucleotide messenger RNA. RefSeq names its product pyridoxal phosphate-dependent transferase. Bases 87 to 1751 code for a protein of 554 amino acids. The record is from RefSeq and is a predicted model, not a curated record. Gene Ontology annotation, molecular function: pyridoxal phosphate binding; 5-aminolevulinate synthase activity. Gene Ontology annotation, biological process: heme biosynthetic process. Lineage: Eukaryota; Fungi; Mucoromycota; Mucoromycetes; Mucorales; Choanephoraceae. The transcript is spliced from 3 exons. Gene Ontology annotation, cellular component: mitochondrial matrix; mitochondrion.